AUCUCCGCUACGAGUCGCCACCAUCCUUGACGAAAAGAAUCGAGGUCAUAGUACGACUCAACGACAGGCCAAACGGCCACUUACUUUCAAGUGGUACAACUCAACGUACACAAGACGAACUUAUUAUUCUUUGCAACUCAAAUAAGCACAAAAAGUAUCCGGCUGUGAUACGUUCAAAUUAACAGAGUGCACGUCAAAUGCCACGUUGUAUCGAACAGGCCAAUAGGGAUUAGCGCGAUAUCGUCGACGCGAUUACCAGUGACCGCUAAUGUUUCGCCGAUAGAAAUAUAUUCUUCCUGCUAAAUCUCCAAAUUUCUCAUAGCAUAUCAGUCCUCCUCGGAAUCCUUCACGAUGAAGUACAAGCUCUACGUUACAUUCCUGCUUUUUUCCAUUUUGAGCUUAAGCUAUGUCGCCUGUCAGUACAGAACGAAAAACAAUCAAGGCUCCUCCCUGGGAGAACGUGUACAACAAUUAAUGGAAAUGGCAAUGAAGAGAUCGGUACAGAAAUUUAAUUGGCCAAAAUUUAAACAGUACAUUAAAGCUACUCCAAGGAAUUAUUCUGUUAUAGUUAUGUUUACCGCUAUGGCACCUCAGAGGCAAUGUCAGAUUUGCAGACAUGCCAAUGAUGAAUUUAACAUAGUAGCCAAUUCAUUUCGGUACUCUCAAACAUAUUCCAACAAGUUGUACUUUGUUUCUAUCGAUUUUGAUGAAGGAUCUGAUGUAUUUCAGUUGAUGAGACUAAAUACUGCACCAGUGUACAUGCAUUUUCCACCAAAGGGCAAGCCAAAGCCUGCUGAUACUAUGGAUAUUCAAAGAGUAGGAUUUUCCGCGGAAGCAAUAGCAAAAUGGAUCAGUGAGCGUACAGAUAUUCAGAUCAGAGUAUUUAGACCGCCAAAUUAUUCCGGCACGAUAGCGUUAGUGAUGCUGCUGGUUAUCAUAGGAAGUUUCCUUUAUUUAAGACGUAACAACUUAGAUUUUAUUCACAAUAGAGGCAUCUGGGGUCUCGGUGCUUUGUUCUUAGCAUUAACUAUGACUUCCGGACAAAUGUGGAAUCAUAUUAGGGGACCACCUUUAAUCCACAGAGCACCAAAUGGAAAUGUAGCUUAUAUUCAUGGAUCCUCUCAAGGACAGUUUAUAUUGGAAACCUACAUUGUCUUUUUCUUAAAUGCAGCAGUGGUGUUAGGAAUGAUCUUAAUGACCGAAGCUGCAACUCGUAAAGGUGAUGUGAAGAAGCGCAGGAUAUUUGCUGUGAUAGGCCUUGCGUUAGUUACAAUUUUCUUUAGCCUACUUCUAUCAAUAUUUAGAAACAAAGCUCAAGGCUAUCCAUAUAGCUUACUGUUCAAAUAACCAAUUCAUGUAGGAAAAUAUUUUCACACGAUCUCCAUCUAAAAGGACAAAAAACCUUUACUGUUUGCUGUGGAAUGAGAAUUAAACUAGGAACAUUUUUUUACAAACAAAGGGUAAAAUAUGUUAUAUUGUUAUAAAUGUAUUAUAAUUUUCAUCUUUAUUAUAAUGUAUGUAAUAUAAAAUAAUCCAUAUUUACAAUUAUUCUUCUUCAAUAAAAAGAUAAUAUAAAACAAAGUAUUAUAGAGUAACAAAAUACAAUAACAAUUUUUCAAGUGCUAUUACUCAGUAAUAUUGAUUAGCUUUAUUUUCUAAUCACUGUAA
This is a messenger RNA of Odontomachus brunneus, 1668 nucleotides long. RefSeq names its product tumor suppressor candidate 3 (gene Ostgamma). The transcript is spliced from 9 exons. Gene Ontology annotation, cellular component: oligosaccharyltransferase complex. Lineage: Eukaryota; Metazoa; Arthropoda; Insecta; Hymenoptera; Formicidae. Bases 352 to 1347 code for a protein of 331 amino acids. The record is from RefSeq and is a predicted model, not a curated record.